UUAAAGGUGAGGGACAGACAAAGUGAGAUGAAUAAUCAUGAGCUUUCUUUCUUCUCUUCUCACCUCUUGUUACAGUCUGGAUUUUCCUGCCUGUACACAUCCCUCCUCGCUCUCGCCUAGUUAUUCCACAAGCCUCCACUUUCACUUUUCUUCCUGGAACCAGGGCUCAGUGUGGCCCCCCAGCUCAGAUUAGACCCCCAUGGAUCCACUGCAGAAAUGGGAUCCAAUGUCAAUUUCUGUGCCCUCCCGCAUAGCCACUGUGACGAGCUCCCAAGAGGCCUCAACAGCCCCUCAGCCUUCCUCUUCAGAAAAGCUAAGCAUGGGCCUCAGCAUCCUCAGUAUCAACCCCAGCCCCAGUUCCAGUGUCCCUGCUCCUCUGUCAGAGCGGCUGUUCCAGCAGCAGGCCCGGGAGAAGGCGGCUCUGUGGCAGCAGUACUGGGAGAAGCAGGGCUUUCCUCAGAGGAAGAAAGUCUUCCUGAGGCACUCGAGACGCUGGCACCGGGAUCACAUGGCCCCUUACCUGCUUGAAAGAGAUGUCAGAGGCUUUCCCUCAGGCAACAAAGCUCAGAAUCAGCUUCAAUGCCAGAGCCACGUGCAGAAUGUUGCUGUGAUGAGUGGGCCGAGGAACGCAGCCCCCAACCCUCCCUCCUGGGAAAUGUUGGUGCAGGGCCUCAAUGGCCUCACCCUCAGCCUGGGAGCCAACAGAGGAUGUGGACAUAAACUGGCCACCAGCUGCAGGGGUCAUUGGUUUUGA
Molecule: messenger RNA, 754 nt
Organism: Apodemus sylvaticus (European woodmouse)
Lineage: Eukaryota; Metazoa; Chordata; Mammalia; Rodentia; Muridae
Product: protein FAM156A/FAM156B-like
Exons: 1
Coding region: 200-754 (184 amino acids)
Source: RefSeq, a predicted model, not a curated record